CUGGCGCAGCCGUGGCGUCCCCUAUCAGGCAAAACAACAUGGAGUCUGAAUUUGGCUACUAGGAAAAGAUUUGCAGUCAAAACUGCAUACCAAUGUGAUCCCUGGCCUGAUUGGGAUUACACGGCGCGACACACCGGGACGCAUGUGCCAGUCGUGAGAGUUGUGCGUCUUCGAUAGAAAUACAGCAUGACGACGGCUGGUUAAGGUUACGGCACUCCUGCCAACCAGGCCAAAUACCGUGAGUAACGUUAUUUGCAGAAUACCGUCACCAGGGAAAUUAAGUCUGGGGUGCCUUGGGCUUCGCUUUGACAUAAUAGCCGGCUAGGACCGCAUCAUUUGGGAUCAGUCAUUUUGGCGAGGUUAGAUCUUCAUCAGGAAAGAUGUUCCUCCUCCGAAAUACCCAACGUAUUGCGAGUGCAACAUACAUCUGUUAUUGAUGUCUUAUAUUGAGUAUGGAGUAAUCAUUCGGGCAUCUUUCUCACGAAAAGGGGGGAAGAGGCUGCUUCUCCAACUGCAGACAGCUCAAAUUAGGUCAGAACGUCCCAAAAUUCGAGCCGCGGAUGCAGCGACGAGCUUGAUGCAGACAAUUGUAGGAACACGGCAAAAACGCUGUUAGUAACAAGAAGUUUCACAACUUGGAUUUCUUGUUUUGUGGAUUGCCAACUUCAUUAGAAGAUGUUAACCGUGUGGACCACCUGAACUGCAUCUUACCGUAUGGCAUCAAAUAGCCAAAUCUGUAUUUGAUUGACUGUGAAGUUGGGGUCCUAGUGUAAUUGUUGCGGCAGUAUACACACUGUACGAUGUGAUCUUAGAGUACCGUUUGUGUAGCAAGAGCCUUCUGUGCACUGUGGGGACCAUGGAACCUGGAGGCUGUGCACACACCUCCUCCGGUGAUCAGCGCACCUUCGGGAUCAGCCAGGGGUCUCUUACCCCAGCCGGAGCACAGGGCCCUGCAUCGCCCACACCCACUAACCGCACCUUACAGGGUCCCUGCUCCUCGGAUGAGACGGAGGAGCUGGGCAGCGGUACGCUCUUUCUGUGUAAGAAUGGAGACAGGGACUCCGACGGCACCAAGCCAGGCCUACUCUCCAAGCUGGACAUAGCGAGAGCAGCACAUAGGAGUUCCAAGACCUCCGCCUUCCCAUCUUUGACCUGGGACUCAGACUCGGAGAAAGAGGCGCAGGACGAAGAGGAGCUGCAGCACUUUUGUAACCCUCAUGGCCUUGCUGCCCACAGUCCCGGGUCGCCCACCUCCGGAUGUGAGCCUGGCGGAAUCGUCCAAGAAGGUCAGCAAAUACCAGAGGGACCUAAGCCUUCGCUGCCUGAGGAAGAGUCGCUCAUCCCUGUCCAAGACCAAGUUGCCAACACACAGAACGACGGGCCAAGGAGGACACUGUCAACAGAGCUGAAAUCGUUAACUGCAGAAGCCGGGAGCGCUUCCAGAGACAAAGAGACGUUCCCGCCCAAAGCAAAAGCCAAACCAAAGGUGGGCGGCGUCCACAAGGAGGACUCCAGGACGACAGGAGACGACAGACAGCAGCAGAAAGCUAAAGAGGCGGCAGAGGCUGCGGAGAAGGACGUGUACUCCUUCCCCGGGGACUCGGACCCCGAGAGCCCUCCACCGGGCCCCUGGGCCCACUGCACCUUUGUGGAGCGCCGGCGGAGGAAGAGGGCCCUGCUCAGGCCAUUCUCCGGCCUGGGCACCUGGCAGCGCACCGUUCCGGGGGGCUCGGGUCGAAAGCUAAGGGUCGCGGCCCGUAGACCAAAGGAAUGUGGACUUACUACUACUACAGCAGCCAAAAGAGGGGUGUUUAACUACAAGGAGGAAGAAGAGGAGGAGGAGGAUGAAGAGGAAGAGGAAGAGGACCACGAGGAUGAGGCGGAUGGGAAAGGGCCUAAGCUAGACAGCCACAUUAGCACAGCACAGCAGCCAAACCAAGAUGUUUGCCCAGAGAUUUUCACCUGCGUGGAAUGUAGCAUUUACUUCAAGAAGAAGUGCCACCUACAGGAUCACAUGCGAGAGCACAGCCAGAGGGAAGGGCCCAGUAGCGGAGGUGGAGGCGGUGUCAGUAGUGGCGGUGGCAGUAGUGGUGGUGGAGGGACCAGGACUAUGCCCAGCAGACGAGCCAAGACGGCCCUCUACGAGUGCAAAGAAUGCGGGCAGGUGAUGGAGGACAGACUGGCCCUCACCAACCACCAGAGGCGGCACCAGGAGGCCCGGUGCAGGAUCCUGGAGGAGAUCAGCAAGCUGGAGGGAGGAGGCGAGAGCGGGAGCGGGAAGAGGGCGGGGGAGAGGGAGCGGAGCGUCGGCGUGCGUGGCAGCAGCAACAGGGCCCAAACGGAGCCCAGGAGGAAGAAGCAGCAGCAGCAGGCGGCGCCCAUCUGCCACCAGUUUGUUUGUCUUAAGUGCAACUUCAGCACGGACAUUCCGCAGGAGCUGGCCGACCAUGCCAAGCGGGCACACGCUCCUCGGAGGAGAGCUGGCAUGCUGCGCUGCUCGCCUCGCUUGCAGCCAAGCCCUCUCGCCGCGCCCGAGACGAGGCAGUCCUCUGGCGCCAGGCCCGCGGGUCUCGCUGCCGCCACCACCUCCACAACGUUGUCCUGUGAUCAACGCUCCGUGCAGGAAGCUAGCGGCAUCGGUGGGAUUUGUGAGCACCUUUGUCCGGCUCACUCCGCCUCGCAGCAGACUAGCGUCUCCGCUGAGAUGGAGAGACAGAAAGAACAGCCUGGCAUAGAUCUGGCUGCUGUCACUCCCACAGUUGUUCCUCAUCCAGAGACUGUUGAGAAGGACACCUUACCCAGGCACACUCCUCCACAAGAAGUCCCAAAGGAAGAGGCAGCGAACACUUCAGUUACUGCUGCGGCCCCAGGAGAGGAAGACCGCUCUGCCCAGGUGAAGCCUGCAGAGACACAGCCAGACACGGAGAGUACCGUACACGUAUCGCCACCACCACCACCACCGAAGAGGGAGGUGGCUUUUAAGUGCAUUGGGAACCGACGGUCAGCCAGAGGAAAUAGGAGCAACAGCAAGUCAGCAGCACACGCCUUUGCUACCACGGACGACAGAGCUUUGGACAUUACAGGACAACAUGAACAGCAACAAAGUGAAGCAGAACUGGAGGACCAACCUGUGGAGAAGACCAAAGGCAUUCCAGAAGCAUCAGCUGGAACCAGCAGGAUCACAAGCAAAGAUGGUCCAUCAACACAGCAGCAUUACCAACCCCAUGCUUCCUCAACACCCAGUAAGAGUCAGGUGAAGCAGGAGCCAGGCAGGGAGGAAGUCACUAACUCUAUGAGCAGCAAGACCACUGCCAUUAAAGAAGAGAGGGACCAAGAGAAAGAUUACUCUGAUGAUGAGGAUGAGGAAGAUGAUGAGGAUGAUGAUAUUGAUGAGGAUGAUAUUAUCAGGUUCCUGAAUGGACCUCUGUCUGAUGAUGAUGAAGAUGAGAAGCUCAUCAAGAGCAUGGAGAGGAGGUGUCCGUACUGCUCCGAGCGAUUCUAUAACGGCAUCGGCUUGGCCAAUCAUGUUCGAGGGCACCUCAACCGAGUUGGCGUCAGCUACAAUGUGCGUCAUUUCAUCUCCCCCGAGGAGGUCAAUGCCAUCGAGAAAAAGUUUGCCUACCAGAAGAAGAAGAAGAAAGUUGCCAACUUCGACCCGGACACCUUCAGUGUGAUGCGGUGUGAGUUCUGCAGUGCUGGCUUUGACACCCGGGCCGGCCUGUCCAGCCACGCGCGCGCCCACCUGCGCGACUUUGGCAUCACCAACUGGCAGGUGACCGUCUCGCCCAUCCUUGUCCUGCGUGAGCUCUUUGCCAGCAGGCCUGACCUUGUGUUGCCCACGGCCCCGCCACGCACCCCACCGACUCCCGGGGAGCAGAGGGACUCGGAUGUGGAGUCUGAGGCAGAGAGAAGGGGCUCCUCUGCUGGAUUUAAGAGGGGAAAGGCUGAUGAUGUGCUGAGGGAGUCAACACCGCCUCAGUCUAGGAAGAGGCGUAAGGUCUACAGCCAAGAGGGGGAGGAAGAGCAGCAAGAGAAGGGGAGUGAGGAUGAGGAUGACGAAGAUGAGGAUGAGGACGAGAUGCCAGUGCUGGAUGGCGUGGCCCCUGGUAGUCCCGCUGAGGCCCGGCUCUCUGCCCUGGAGUCAAGAGACGGCUCCCCCAGGGAGGAGCAGGACGGCAGAGGCAUGCUGACAUGUAAGAUAUGCGGUGCCCAGUUCGAGACCAAGAGAGGCCUGUCCAGCCACGCGCGCUCCCACCUGAGGCAGCUGGGCGUGGGCAUGUCUGAGAGCAGCGGCGCCCCCAUCGACCUCCUCUACCAGAUCGCCAAGGAGCGCUCUCUCCCCUGCACCACCACCUCCACCUCCCCCUCCUCGCCCCCUCCUCUCUCCUCCAGGACACCCCCACAACCAGACGGUGACCGAGCCCCCUCCUCCCCCAGCACUGCGAAAGAGGAUAAGGAUACAAGUGUACAGCAGUACAAGGAUAUAAGACAGAAAGGAUACAAAGACCAACAGAGUAAGAGCGGAGAAGGUAUGGAGGUGGAGGAGGAAGAGGAGGAUCACCAGCAGCAAGAUGAAGAUGAUGAUGAGGAGGAGGAGGAUGUGAAGCCUCCGGUCCUGUCCUUGGCCCUCCAGCUUACCCCCUCUUCGCCCCACGCCCCUUCCCCAUCUCCGGCCGCCUCCUCCCGGACCCCCUCCGUCUCCCCCUCCCUCUCUGUCAGGUCGCGCUCCCCCUCCCCCUCCCCUGUGCUGCGGAAAGCCCCCAUCUCCUCGCUGCUGCCCGUCUCGUCCCCGCGGCGCUCCCAGGAGGGGAGGGUGGGCCUGGGGAAGGUCAUCACUGUCCAUCCUCCUCCUCCUCAUCCUCCUCAUCCUCCUCCUCCUCCUUCUUCAAUGGCCCCCUCCAAAACCUACUGGACUCCAGAGGACAACGAUACCCCUCUCAACCUCACCAUGGAGCCGGACCCUAACAAGGACAUCGUAUGCCAGCUGUGUGGCGCCUGGUUCGAGACGCGUAAGGGCCUGUCGAGCCACGCCCGGGCCCACCUGCGCCACUUCGGCGUGGAGUACUCCGAGUCCAAAGGCUCGCCCAUCGACCUCCUCAACCGCCUGGUCCUCACCGACGACUUCAAGCGCCGCGUGGCCAACCUCUCGCCCUCGGCGGGCAUCGAGGAUCUCCGCAGCCUGGUCUCCUUCCCGCUCUCCACCACCCCACCUCCUCCUCCCCCGGCCUCCUCCUCCUCAGCCUCCAGCUUCACCUCAACGUCCUCUAAACGACCUCUGCAUUCGUCACCGUCAUUAUCAUCGUCUUCUUCUUCUUCUCACCAGCUGUUCAGGAGCAGCUACACUGGCAGUGGUGUUGGGGCCGCUUCCAGGACUACUACUACUACCUCCUCCUCUUCCUCCUCUUCCUCUUCUUCGCUGUACGGUCCUCCCAGUAAAAAGCCCCGAUCGGCCCCUCGGCAAGUCUUCAUAGUGCCAUAUUCCCAAGGCGAGCCGCUGAAGGACGUGGGCUGUGAGUUCUGUGGCGAGUACUUUGAGAACCGCAAGGGCCUGUCCAGUCACGCCCGCUCCCACCUGCGCCAGAUGGGCAUCACCCAGUGGUCCGUCAACGGCUCCCCCAUCGACACCCUCCGUGAGGUCAUCACCCGGCGCGGGCUGCCCUGCGCGAUGCCCCUCAGGCCCCUCAAGUCCCCUCCACCCUCCCCCGGACCACUCCGGGUACCCGUCUCCUCCCCAUCACCACUACCUCCACCUCCACCACCGCCACCGCGACCCCCUUCUACCUCCUCCUCCGCCCAUUCAGGCAUGCUCCUGGGACGCCUUCCGUUCCCCUUCACCCACCCGCCGGGACAGCACCAGCCCACGGCACGCAGGAUGGAGCUAUCAGCCUCCACCUCCAGGAGCUCCGCUGCCAGCCCCCCUGCCACACUCCUCAAGCCCAAACCGGAGCCCGUCCAGCUGGAGGUCACGGCACCGGGCUCCAGGGUGGAUGGAAGAGAUGGAGGAGAGGGUGGUGGUGGUGGUGGUGGUGUAGGAGGAUUGGGCUUCAACACCGCUGCAGAGUGCCUGUCCCCCAGCUGGCUCCGUUCAGAGCCGCUCCACCCCAUCAGCAUGGCCAUAUCUCACGAGUCUGAGCCUACGCGAGACAUCCGCUGUGAGUUCUGUGGCGAGUACUUUGAGAACCGCAAGGGCCUGUCCAGUCACGCCCGCUCCCACCUGCGCCAGAUGGGCAUCACCCAGUGGUCCGUCAACGGCUCCCCCAUCGACACCCUCCGCGAGGUCAUGCGCAAACAACAACAACAACAACAACAGCAAGGAGGCUCCUCCUCAUUCCUGGCACCCCUCCCAUCCACCUCUCCCUCCAGGGGAGUCAAGAAGGAGCCUCGGCCCGCCAGCAGCAGCCCUCCCUGGGACGGCCUCCACCACCAGCCCCCCCGUAUCUCCCGCAAGCCCACCCUCAGCCUGCUGGCUUUGGGAGCCAGGCACCACAAGCCCGGCCUGGGGCUGGUGGGGGUGUCUGCUGGCCCUGUGGGGAGCAGGUUCUUCACGGUGGUGUCUCCUCCAAGCAAAAGGCCUCUUGAGGAGGACGGGCGGUCGGCUGACAGGGGGGGCAACCAGGCUGGUGGUGGGAGUGGUGGUGGUGGGUCCCAGCACCUGAAGGCCUUCUCAGCUGUGCCUCAGGAUUACUCGCUCAAGGGGAAAUCGUCGCCAGACAAGCAUGGGGUAGGCCACAUGGAUGCCAGCUGUGAGCUGUGCGGCUUCUACUUUGAGAAUCGCAAGGCCCUGGCCAGUCACGCGCGGGCGCACCUGCGGCAGUUUGGCGUGACGGAGUGGUCGGUCAACGGCUCCCCCAUCGAGACGCUGAGCGCCUGGAUGCGCAGCCGGCCCCACAAGGUGGCCGAGAUGCAUCGUGGGUACAUGCAGAGCGGACGCUCCGGCUCUAAGAAGAGGGGUAGUAGCUCCUCUUUGUCGCCCUCCUCUGACUCCGGCCUCCCGGCUGGCCUCUCGCUAUCCCUAAAGCCCUCCUCAGCACUGUGGUCGUCUCUGUCUCAGAGCCGAGCGAGGGCCGCGGCCGCCGCAGAGGGCACCGGAGGAGGUCAUCACUGGGGUUCCGCAAGGUCAUCCGAGGUCAGAGGAGGAGGCAGCAGGGCGUCGUCACAGCAACAGGGUCAGCACACCACCCCUCACCUGUCCAGCUCCGCCCUGCCACACGCUCAGGUGGCUCGCAGUGAGCUCAACGUCCGCUUACCUCGAGGUUUCGAACGGCGCCCUGUGAAGCACCCGUCCCACCCUGAGGCGGGCGAGAGAUCGCCAGGUCCCCCCAGACCCCCCCGCACUGGCACGAUUCCCGCUCUGGUGCCCAAACCCCCCUCCACACCCCUCGUCAAGGUGGUGGGCAAAAUGUACUCCCUCAAGUGCCGGUUCUGUGAGGUGGUGUUCAACGGUCCGCUCUCAGUUCAGGAGGACUGGAUCCGCCACCUGCAGCAGCACAUCCUCAACCUCAACUACUCCCCGAAGCCAGCCACACGCACCUCCACCCCCGAACCCCACCCCAACCCUAAACCCGACCCUGACCUCUCCUCAGACCCCAACGACACCACCAACCCCAAAUCCAAGACCCCAUCUGAGACCUCCUCCACGCCACCACCACCGCCACCUCCUCCUCCUCCUCCUCCACCAGCCUCCUCUGCUACCUCCUCACCCUCCUCAGCCGCCAUCGCCAUGGCCACAGCCACAGCCAUCGCCACGGCCACCGUGGUGACACACCCCCACCCCUCAACCACCCCGGCUGUAGCCAGCUCUCCUCCCCCGACACCUGCCCUGACACCCACACCUGCCUCCCCUACACCAAUCCUACCCACACCCACACCCACUGGAGCAUCCACCCCCCCAACUACAGCCACAGCCACAGGCUCUGGCCACCUUCCCACUGUGUCAGCAGUGGCCAAGUCUCUUCCUAGUCCCACCACAUAGUCCCCCACUCCCCAACCUCUUGUCUCCUCUCUGUGGAUGUCUUGCCUUCACCUUGCCUUCGUUACUGUGUUCAUACGCCAUCCCUCUCCUUACUUACUGUUAGCAAGUGGUCCUCCUUCCAAAGGGAGGCGUUAGAACUGAUAAUGAAAUGAAUUACGUGUUACCCCGAACAGAACAGGACAGUAAGGACGCGUACUGUAUGAAAUCUUGUGCUGCUUCAAAACAGUCACCCCAGUGACCCAGGAGGUAGAGGAGGAGUAGAGACAGAGGUGCAGUAGGAGGAGCCUGGAGGUGUCUGGGUUGUCUAUAAGAUGUUGGGCUGUCUGGGUUGUCUAAGAUGCUGGGUUGUCUAUAAGAUGCUGGGUUGUCUAUAAGAUGCUGGGUUGUCUGGGUAAGGCUGCCUGGGUUGUCUAAGAUGCUGGGUUGUCUGGGUAAGGCUGUCUGGGUUGUCUAUAAGCUGCUGAGAGGGUUUAUGCUACCUCAGAUCAUCAGCAGAGAGGCCUUCCUACCUUCUUUGUUUGUUUUUUUUUUAAAUGUUUUAACUCCUGUAUCCUCCUUGGUCUUUUUAAUGUGCAACAAUCAUGAAUUUGUGAGCACAUACUGUAAGAUGUGGACAGAGUAGCUGACCUAAGCUUAAGCUCUCUCUUUUUCCCUAAAUCUUUCUUUUCUUUAUCUACUUUCUUUAUUUUCUCUCUGGUUCCUUCCUGUUGCCAAGCCUCUCUGGGGUUUUACUAAGUGGCUCUCGUGCCCGCCACAGUAGCGCCACCUAAUGGUAGUCGAUGGCCUUGUUUAUAAAUCGGAACUGAACUCUGUGAACUCUGAACUCCUUCUCCUGCCAAUUCAAGGCAGUGGUAAAAAAAAGCACGUAUUAGUGUGCAGUAUCGUUUUUAUUUUCAGUUUUCCAUUAUUUUGGCCAGUGUCUUUGUUCACUCUUAUAGCACCUUGUCAACUUUUUCUGUAAAAAUCAUAGCGAAAAGUAUUUGCUUCAGGCCAAAGCCUACAUUGUCCACUUGAAGUGGCAAGGGAUGAAAUCCUGUAGAAUUGAAUGUGUCUUAUUUUUACGACGAGAAGAGAAAAGAAGCCACAAAUGCCCCAAAGCCCCUUAAAUACCGUGCCACAAAUGGACUUUUUACAGUGGCAUGGCGACCACCAAAAUGAGUUUUUAAUCUGCACCUUGUGAUCUAAACAAAUGGCACACAAAGAGAACGUCGGCACUUUUUGAAACGAACCGAGA
Messenger RNA from Engraulis encrasicolus (European anchovy), 9206 nucleotides. It is a transcript of the gene wizb, whose product is annotated as WIZ zinc finger b. The transcript is spliced from 16 exons. Lineage: Eukaryota; Metazoa; Chordata; Actinopteri; Clupeiformes; Engraulidae. Gene Ontology annotation, cellular component: nucleus. Bases 857 to 7972 code for a protein of 2371 amino acids. Gene Ontology annotation, molecular function: DNA-binding transcription factor activity, RNA polymerase II-specific; RNA polymerase II cis-regulatory region sequence-specific DNA binding. The record is from RefSeq and is a predicted model, not a curated record. Gene Ontology annotation, biological process: regulation of transcription by RNA polymerase II.